Molecule: messenger RNA, 2189 nt
Organism: Phanerochaete carnosa HHB-10118-sp
Lineage: Eukaryota; Fungi; Basidiomycota; Agaricomycetes; Polyporales; Phanerochaetaceae
Exons: 9
Coding region: 79-2088 (669 amino acids)
Molecular function (GO): NAD+ poly-ADP-ribosyltransferase activity
Source: RefSeq, a predicted model, not a curated record
AGCCAACCACGCCUAAAACGCCCCUUCUCCCCGCUCCAGACGUUAACUGGCCACUCUAACACGGCGUAGCUAGCAAACAUGCCUCCGAGAAAGAAAGCCGCCGCUGCAGCCGCCGCCGCCACGACCGAUGGCACUAACGCUGCACCUGCACCUGCAGCCAGGGCGACACGUUCCAGCGCACGCACCGCCGCAAAGGCUGCCACUGCCGCCACUGACGGUGCCGUCACUACCGACGGCGCGGCUGGGUCGGACAAACCCGCCGACGCGGAGCCCGCCGCGGCCAAAACGAAGGCCAAAGGUGCCGCUACUAAGUCCAAGACCACCGCAAAGGGCAAGGGCAAACGUACCCGAGACGAAGACGAGGAAGAGGAGCAAGAUGCGGAGGAAGAGGAAGUAAAGCCCAAAUCGAAGAAAGCUAAGACAUCCGACGCUAAGAAGGACGAUGAGGAGGACCAAAAAGACGGCAAGGAGGAGGAUAAAAGGGAGGAAGCUAAGAAGAUGGUCACUGUGGUCAAACGUGGUGCUGCGCCUGUCGACCCGCAUUCUGGGAUGGUCGACACGCAUCAGGUCUAUACCAACACCGAAGGUGUCUGGGAUGCCAUGCUCAACCAAACCAACAUCGGGAAGAACUCGAACAAGUUCUAUGUCGUUCAGCUCCUGCAUCCGAUCGGCAACGACUCGAGCGUAACGCUCUUCACGCGCUGGGGCCGCGUCGGCGAGACGGGACAGAAGCAGGUCAAGGGCCCCUUCAAUCCUUCAAUAGGCAUAUAUCAGUUCAAAGACCAGUUUAAGAAGAAAGCAGCCGUGAGCUGGGAGGCACGCUUCAACAUGGUGGCACGCCCAGGCAAGUACACGUGGAUUGAACGUUCGUUCGAGGACGAAGACAAAGCGGACGACAAAGGCAAGGGCAAGGCGGAGGACGAGGAGUCCGAGAAAAUCCCCGAUUCGACCUUGCCGCCUGAGGUCCAGGAGCUGUGCAGGCUUAUGUUCUCGUCCAAGCUCAUCGAUGCCCACCUGUCUUCGAUGAACUAUGACGCGAACAAACUUCCUCUCGGUAAACUCGCAAAGUCUACCAUCCUUAAUGGCUUCUCCGCCCUCAAAACGCUCUCCGAGGUCCUGCAGGACCCGAGCGGCCAGACCUCUAGGAACCUGGGAGGCCUUGACGGCGCCGCACAAACUCUAACCGAACGCUACUACUCGAUCAUCCCACAUAACUUUGGUCGGAACCGUCCCACAGUAAUCAACAGCGUCCAGCUCCUCAAGCGCGAGCUCGACCUUGUAGAUGCGCUCGGCGACAUGGAAGUCGCCUCCAAGUUGAUCUCAUCGACCGUCUCGAAGGACCAUCUCACGGGAGAGCCGAUCAACCCACUCGAUGGACACUUCAAGAGUCUGCAGUUGACGGCAAUGGACCCGGUCACGCGCGGGAGCGGCGAGUGGGCUACACUCAAGCGAUACGUGCGGGACACGCAUGGCGCAACGCACCACAUCCGAGCGCAAGUCAUGAAUGCGUUCCGCGUCGAGCGUCAUGAAGAGGCGGACGCGUUUGUUGCCGCGGGCAACGCCGCGCUACCGGACGGCGAACGGCUGCUGCUCUGGCACGGCUCGCGCACAACCAACUUCGCAGGCAUCCUCAAGCAGGGCUUGCGCAUCGCGCCGCCUGAGGCGCCUGCCACCGGCUACAUGUUCGGCAAGGGCGUAUACUUCGCCGACAUGAUGUCCAAGUCCGCUAACUACUGCUAUGCGAACCUAAGUAACGGCACGGGCCUGCUCCUCCUAUGCGAGGUCGCCGCGAAGCCGUUCUACGAGCGUGUGAACGCCGAGUAUAAUGCCGACCAAGGCUGUCGCACCGCCGGCGCACGCGCGACCAAGGGCCUCGGGCGUACACAGCCCGCGGAGUGGCAGGAUGCCGGCGAGGCGCUUGGCAACCCUGAGCUCAAGGGCGUGCACAUGCCCAAGGGCCCCGCCCACGAUGUCUCCCCCGGACCGACGGACCAGAUGCCGCACUUGUGGCUCCAGUACAACGAGUAUAUCGUAUACGAUACGACACAAAUCAGAUUGCGGUAUCUACUCAUGGUGAAGAUGCGUUAAUGUGGUUUGCGCGCGAUGAGGUGGCAUGUGCUGUAUGCUCUAUGAUACCAUUUACAUUUGUUCCACGCUACUUUGCUAAGUCUUUCACUAUAUGACUGAGU